Scomber japonicus (chub mackerel) is the source of this 1005-nucleotide messenger RNA. RefSeq names its product retinal homeobox gene 1 (gene rx1). Gene Ontology annotation, biological process: positive regulation of transcription by RNA polymerase II. NCBI's taxonomy places the organism in Eukaryota, Metazoa, Chordata, Actinopteri, Scombriformes, Scombridae. Gene Ontology annotation, molecular function: RNA polymerase II cis-regulatory region sequence-specific DNA binding; DNA-binding transcription factor activity, RNA polymerase II-specific. The transcript has 4 exons. The record is from RefSeq and is a predicted model, not a curated record. Bases 1 to 1005 code for a protein of 334 amino acids.
AUGCAUUUAUCACUGGAUACCAUGAGCAUGGUGGACGACAGCUGCCUCUCACCCAGCAACUUCCACGAAAUGGGGAAAGGUGGGGGCGUCACUGCGGGGGGGCGCGUCCACAGCAUUGAUGUCAUUCUAGGCUUCAGUAAAGACCAGGACUCCAUGCUCAGCCCUGCUGGGGCCCCAGGACCCCAUAAAGUGGACAUAGAUGGCCUAGCAGAGCUGGGGAAGCAGCAGGAGCCAUCGUCACACCCAUCCUACAGCGGGCACCAUUCCUCGCUUAGAAACGGCAGCACAGAGCAGCAGUACCAUGAUACUAGCUUAUUCACAAAUAAGUGCGAGGAGGAACUGAGUGAACCCAGGAAGAGUGUGGAAAGUGAUGAAGAUAAGUCUCCAGAGCCAUGCAAGGAUGAUCAACCCAAGAAGAAACACAGGCGCAACCGCACCACCUUCACCACCUACCAGCUGCAUGAGCUGGAGCGUGCCUUUGAAAAGUCCCACUACCCAGAUGUGUACAGUCGUGAGGAGCUGGCCAUGAAGGUGAAUCUCCCUGAAGUCCGAGUUCAGGUCUGGUUUCAGAACCGGAGAGCUAAAUGGCGGCGGCAGGAGAAAAUGGAUGCCAGCACCAUGAAGCUCCACGACUCACCAAUGCUGUCCUUCAACCGCCCAGCACCAGUUCACACCAGCAUGGGUCCAAUGACCAACUCCCUCCCACUGGAUCCCUGGCUGACCUCUCCUCUGUCCAGCGCUACACCGGUUCACAGCAUCCCAGGAUUCAUGGGUCCAGCUCAAGGCCUCCAGCCCAGCUACCCCAGCCACAGCUUCCUCAACUCCAAUCCGUCAAUGGGCCAAGGAAUGCAGAGUAUGGCUCCUCCCCCUUACCAAUGUGCAGCGCCAUAUCCUGAAAAGUACCCUCUGGAGGAUGUGGACCAGCGCAGUUCUAGUAUUGCUGCACUGAGAAUGAAAGCCAAGGAACACAUCCAGUCUAUGGACAAGACCUGGCAACCCAUGUGA